UGCCGUCUUUUUACUUUCGUUUCUUCAAACAAAAUCUCCCAUCUCUCUCUGAAUCUCUCCUCGAAACAAUUACGGCCAAAACAAAACAUUUCUAAGAAACGAUGUCGUGUUCGUCAUCGUUCAGGAAGCGCUCGUGCCUUUCACGGAGAUUCUCGAGAUCAUCCUCCAAAACGGCGGCGAUAGCAACGGUGAAUCAACCAGAGUUUUCUUCUCCUUCGCCGCCUCCGACGGAGGAGGAAGGGGAUUCCUGGUCCACAAUGCUGCCGGAGUUGUUAGGUGGAAUUAUGAAGCGCGUGGAGUCGAGUGAAGAUCGGUGGCCUCAGAGGCAAAACGUCGUCGCAUGCGCCUGCGUAUGUAAGAGGUGGAGAGAAGCUAUGAGAGAGAUCGUUAAGGCUUCUUGCCCUGGCAGCGGAAAAAUCACUUUUCCGUCGUGUCUUAAACUGCCUGGUCCAAGAGAUAUUCCAAACCAGUGCAUUAUAAAGCGAUGCAAAAAGAGCUCGACAUUCUACCUUUAUCUUUCUCCUACGCCAUCAUUCACCGAUGAGGGGAAGUUUCUUUUGGCAGCAAAAAGAUAUAGACAUGGUGCUCAUAUUGAGUAUAUUCUAUCCGUUGAUGCAGAUGAUAUAUCUCAAGGCAGCAAUGCCUAUGUUGGGAAGUUAAGUUCGGAUUUUCUAGGUACCAACUUUACGAUACAUGAUAGUCAACCGCCACACAGUGGUGCGAAGCCUUCGAGCAUUAGAUCAAGUCGCAGAUUUUCAAGUAAGCGAAUCAGCCCUCAAGUUCCAGCUUGCAAUUUUGAGGUGGGAAAUGUGUCUUACAAGUUCAAUCUCUUGAAAUCAAGAGGUCCGAGGAGGAUGGUCUGCACUGUGAAAUGCCCUUUGGUCGAAGAAAGGACUGACAAGCAUUUAGACGACUCCAAAGUGAAAAUGCCCGAGAAUGCUGCACCUGGUCAUGCAAUUUUGAAUAACAAAGCUCCGAGAUGGCAUGAACAUUUACAGUGCUGGUGUUUGAAUUUCCAUGGUCGGGUAACGGUAGCAUCCGUGAAAAACUUUCAGCUGUCUGCGACUGUAGAACCAAGCCAACCAGGAGGGGAAGGAGAUGAGGAAACGGUUCUCCUCCAAUUUGGGAAAAUUGGGGACGAUACAUUCACCAUGGAUUAUAGGCAUCCCUUGUCAGCCUUUCUUGCAUUUUCCAUCUGCCUAACAAGCUUUGGUACCAAAUUGGCUUGUGAAUGAUUUUCUUUGAAAUGUUUAUACUUAUCUCGUGUUACAUGUUUAAUAUAAAUAUUUCUACAUAAUGUUUAAGUUCAUAAGUUUUGGACAGCCUUUAUUUAAUGGUACAAAGCAAAUGAUAGUACACGUUCCUAUAGCAUCUGUAACUUUUUCUAAAA
Hibiscus syriacus is the source of this 1390-nucleotide messenger RNA. Its product is annotated as tubby-like F-box protein 7. The record is from RefSeq and is a predicted model, not a curated record. The transcript has 4 exons. Lineage: Eukaryota; Viridiplantae; Streptophyta; Magnoliopsida; Malvales; Malvaceae. The coding region runs from base 102 to 1235 and encodes 377 amino acids.